AAAUUAUCAUAUAUACGAGUAACAUCGUUUUCUUCCUAGAAACAUAUGGAUGGAGAAAGAAAGUUUAGUCUGUGGGCGGGCCGUCGAACUCUUGACAUAUAACAUCGCAGCAAUACCAACCAAACGUAGUUCGCCACGUAACCGACGCUUACCGUCCGGUGUCUGUACGUAAGGUUUCUUUAUAAAUAAAACCGAACCAUGCAUAUGUGAUAUGUGUUGAUAUUCUUUUAUAAAAUCUGUUCUUAUCUUGUAAUUGAAAACUCUGAUUCUUCUCUUAGAUGGGUUGCUUUAUUUCUCCUGUAAUGAAACUCCGUCGUCUAUCUUCAACUGAUUCGUGGCGGUUUGCAUACCGGAAUCUGACCGGCGAGGAUAUAGAGGAUUCGGUCGUAAGGGUUGUCGUAGGGAAAGAGAAGAAGGAGUUCAUGGUCGAACCGUACGUACUCGAAGAGGCGCCGUUUAGAAUCUUGAUUGGUUCGGUUAAGGAUCGUACCAAGACCCGGUUAAACCGGACUGGGAGUGUUGUAUGGCUUGAUCAUAUCGACUCGAUCUUGUUCGAGCACUUGUUGUGGCUUCUUCGUAACGAUGCAUCUACAUUUUCGGAUAUGGAUGUCGUCGAGAUCAUUGAGUUCUAUUCUCAAGAUUGCUAGAGAAAGAAAUUGAUCUAACGUGGAAUAAUAAAGUGUUGUUUCUUCGCAUUAACACGUGUAUUUUGUGAUGGUAAGAUCUAGUACUGAUACCAACUUACCAAAGGUCCAAAACAGCUUGUACUAUUUAUUGGUCUUUUUAAAGAAGUAAUGAAUCUACAUCACAUGACCUUAUACUA
Molecule: messenger RNA, 823 nt
Organism: Brassica napus (rape)
Lineage: Eukaryota; Viridiplantae; Streptophyta; Magnoliopsida; Brassicales; Brassicaceae
Product: auxin-responsive protein SAUR77-like
Exons: 1
Coding region: 279-647 (122 amino acids)
Source: RefSeq, a predicted model, not a curated record